AUGCCGCUAAUGAGACAAACAACGGUGGCAAGAAUCACUGGAGAUGAAAAGAAAGCAGGAGGGCCUGUUGGGGCAGAACUACCUAUAACUCACACAGGACACAAACUUUACCAGUGUCAUGAUUGUAAAAAAUCCUUCAUUGAUGUCUCCAGCUUUGAUCUUCAUCAAAAGUUACAUGCAAGAGUAAAGUCUCACACAUGUGAUGAGUGUGGAAAAAACUUCGGUUAUAGCCCAGCUCUUUGUAUUCAUCAGAGAGUUCACAUGGGAGAGAAACGUAAGUCUGAUGUGUAUGGUAAAGAAUUCAGCCACAGCUCACAUCUGCAAACUCAUCAUAGGGUCCACACUGUAGAGAAACCAUUCAAAUGUGUAGAAUGUGGGAAAGGCUUCAGCCGUAGAUCAACACUUACUGUGCAUUGCAAAUUACACACAGGAGAGAAACCUUAUAAUUGUGAGAAAUGUGGUAGGGCCUUCAUACGUGCUUCCCAUCUUCAAGAACAUCAGAGAAUCCAUACGGGGGAGAAACCAUUUAAAUGUGAUACAUGUGGUAAGGACUUCCGCCGUAGAUCAGCACUUAAUACUCACUGCAUGGUCCACACAGGAAAGAAACCGUAUAACUGUGAGGACUGUGGAAAGUGUUUCACUUAUAGCUCAAAUCUUCGUAUCCAUCAGAGGGUCCACACAGGCGAGAAACCUUACAAAUGUGAAGAAUGUGGUAAGUGUUUUAUUCAGCCUUCACAAUUUCAGGCACAUCAGAGAAUCCAUACAGGAGAGAAGCCAUAUGUAUGUAAAAUAUGUGGUAAGGGCUUCAUUUACAAUUCAAAUUUUCAUGCCCAUCAGGGAGUUCACACUGGAGAGAAACCAUACAAAUGUGAUGAGUGUGGGAAGAGGUUUAGGAUGAAAAUCCAAUAUCAAGUACAUCUGGUAAUCCACACAGAAGAGAAACCUUAUAAAUGUGAGGUAUGUGGGAAAUCCUUCCGUCAGAGUUCAUAUCUUAAAAUACAUCUGAAAACACAUAGGGUGGAGAAACCUUAUAAGUGUGAAGAGUGUGGACAGGGCUUCAAUCAGAGUUCGCAACUACAGAUUCACCAGCUGAUCCAUACUGGUGAGAAACCAUACAAAUGUGAAGAGUGUGGAAAGGGAUUCAGUCGUAGAGCCAAUCUUAAAAUUCAUUGUAGAAUCCACACAGGAGAGAAACCUUAUAAAUGUGAGGUGUGUGGGAAAGCCUUCUGUCAGAGUUCGUAUCUUAAAAUCCAUCUGAAAGCACAUUGUGUGGAAAAACCUUAUAAGUGUGAAGAGUGUGGACAGGGUUUCAGUCUGCGUUCACGGCUGCAGAUUCACCAGCUGAUCCAUACUGGUGAGAAACCAUACAAAUGUGAAGAGUGUGGAAAGGGAUUCAUUCGUAGAGCAGAUCUUAAAAUUCAUUAUAGAAUCCACACAGGAGAGAAACCAUAUAGUUGUGAGGAAUAUACCAUAUCAGGUUAUCCUUCCUCAAAGGAAUUUGUACCAGAAAUCCCAAAAGGUUAA
Otolemur garnettii (small-eared galago) is the source of this 1524-nucleotide messenger RNA. Its product is annotated as zinc finger protein 234-like. NCBI's taxonomy places the organism in Eukaryota, Metazoa, Chordata, Mammalia, Primates, Galagidae. The record is from RefSeq and is a predicted model, not a curated record. The transcript has 3 exons. The coding region runs from base 1 to 1524 and encodes 507 amino acids.